ACUUCCUGUCCAUCUUACCAAUUACUGAUUGGUCAGUGGAAGGAAAUCGAUCAGCGCUGAACAUUAUUUUGCGUCGUUUGGAUAAGACAAUCCAAAAAAUUGGUAAAAAGCUGACAUUGAGAAGGCGGACGAAUUGGACGGCAUUAAGUAAUUGGUUAAUUGGAUUAUACCAAACGGUCAACGCAUACCCUUAUAUCGCUCAUCUACAUCCGUUAAAGAGUACCACACAAAUGUGUCUUCGAAUAAUGGUUGGUGAUCCAUGCACUGAUGACUUAUCGACACAAUCCGCUGCACAUUCUCUACCGUUGUCGACCAUUCUUUACGCUACGAUCCCUCCGCAGAUGUUCUGCAACGCCGUGUUGAAGCUUACAUCGUUUCUGAUGCAAGCACUUGGACAGUAUUCGUUUUCACUGGAAUUCUUGUGUAGUGUGGAGGGUAUUGGUCCUACGGCCGAACGACUUGAAGCACUUUUGUGCCAUUUUCUAAUUCCACUCUUCCUACGUACUGCCACUGCAGCGAAAGAUGCACCUCAAAUUCAGUCUCGAGAUUUGGCGUUCUGUUUGAAUUUGAUGCAAAACGCCAUCAAUCCUCCACUGGCAAAACAAAGUCUUGCUCCGGUAACAAGCACCAACUUGGCCACUCAAAUUAUACGUGCUUCCACAACGCAUGCAUCAGAUACUGCUGCGCGACAAGGCUCCGUCUCUGUGACGGAUCGUGGCCAUUCAGCUACGGUCUCAACACAUCGUAUUGUUCGUGAGACUGUUUGUCAAGCUGUUAUACUAGCACUCAAAGUAAUGAUGGUCGCCUUUCAUAAGCAAAUGACCUCCCAUUGGUCGAAGGUAACCAAAAUUGUUCGCGAAUUGGUCGGUAAAAAGAUCGGAGGCUCAGCGCUGUACUCGUUUACCGAAUUCGUUGUCAAUAUCAAUUUGCCCAUAUCACUGCCUCAGANCUCAGAGCAAGAGGCCCAAUGGCAGAAUGAUUUCAAACAACGUCUGCAUCGUUUGGGUGGCACGUCAGCUUCGGAAUUCCGAAGCUAUAGCGCCAUCCUGAACGAAUUAUCACUGGAAUUACAAUCCAUGCGAGAGGAUUUUUCAACGAGACCGAUU
Molecule: messenger RNA, 1106 nt
Organism: Anisakis simplex (herring worm)
Lineage: Eukaryota; Metazoa; Nematoda; Chromadorea; Rhabditida; Anisakidae
Source: the annotation of a GenBank genome assembly